CCUUGGAAACCUGCAAAGAUUCUGCAGCAGGCUCACUUGGCAGCGUUUUAGGUUAGCUGAAGCAUCUUCAAUAAAUUGGCUGUCUUCAGCUGUCAGUUUAUUAGCAGCUUAUCAGCUUAGUUGUCAAGAUGGGUGGCUGUUGGUCAUGUGUGGCCUGCAGGUCUCACCCAGAGGCAGAACCAAAGUCAUCCCAGAAACCCAACCCAUGUUGCACCAUUUUCUGGGAGACUCCCCAAUGUUUUGGGGGACACUCUGCAGAAAGAGCUUAUUGAAGAAUCCUCCAUGCCAGACCCCUUCCAGCACCUCACAUCACCAACAACAUCCUGGGGGAAGAGCUCACUGAGGAACCCUCUGUGACAGAACCCCUACAAGGACCUUGCAUCACCAAUGAGAUCAUGGGGGAAGAGCUCAUUGAAGAACCCUCCAUGCUAAAACCACUUCCAGCACCUAGCAUCAUCAACAGCAUCCUGGGGGAAGAGCUCACUGAGCAACCCUCCAUGCCAAAACCACUUCCAGCAACUCACAUCACCAAGGACAUCCUGGUGGAAGAGCUCACUGAGGAACCCUCCAUGCUAGAACCUCUUCCAGCACCUCAUAUAACCAACAACAUCCUGGGGGAAAAGCUCACAGAGGAACCCUCCAUGCCAGAACCACUUCCAGCAACUCACAGCAACAACUUCCAGCAACUCUCCAGCAACCACUUCCAGCAACUCUCCUCCAUGCUAGAAUGGGCGAAGUGCUCAUUGAGGACCUCUCCGUGCCAGAACCUCUUCCAACAACUCACAUCACCAAUGACAUCCAAGGGGAAGCACUCACUGAGGAACCCUCCAUGCCAGAAACUCUUCGAGCACCUCGUAUCACCAAUGACAUCCAAGGCGAAGCGCUCACUGAGGAACCCUCCAUGCCAGAACCUCUUCGAACACCUCGUAUCACCAAUGAAAUUCUGGGGGAAGAGCUCACCAAUAUCUUUGGUGAUGUGAGGUGCUGGAAGAUGUUCUGGCACGGAGUGUUCCUCAGUGAGCUCGCCAUGCCAGAACCCCUUCCAACACGUCACAUCACCAACAACAUCUUGGGGGAAGCACUCAUUGAGGAACCAUCGAUGCCAGAACCACUUCAAGCAACUAACAUCACCAAUGACAUCCUGGGCAAAGUGCUCAUUGAGGAACCCUCCGUGCCAGGACCCCUUCCAGCACCUCACAUCACCAACAACAUCCUGGAGGAGGAGCUCAUUGAGGAACCCUCCAUGCCAGAACCUCUUCGAGCACCUCGUAUCACCAAUGACAUCCAAGGCGAAGCGCUCACUGAGGAACCCUCCAUGCCAGAACCUCUUCGAGCACCUCGUAUCACCAAUGAAAUUCUGGGGGAAGAUCGCACCAAUAUCUUUGGUGAUGUGAGGUGCUGGAAGAGGUUCUGGCACGGAGUGUUCCUCAGUGAGCUCGCCAUGCCAGAACCCCUUCCAGCACGUCACAUCACCAACAACAUCUUGGGGGAAGCACUCAUUGAGGAACCAUCGAUGCCAGAACCGCUUCAAGCAACUAACAUCACCAAUGACAUCCUGGGCAAAGUGCUCAUUGAGGAACCCUCCGUGCCAGAACCCCUUCCAGCACCUCACAUCACCAACAACAUCCUGGAGGAGGAGCUCAUUGAGGAACCCUCUGUGCCAGAACCUCUUCCAGCACCUCACAUUACCAAUGACAUCCUGGAGGAAGAGCUCACUGAGGAACCCUCCGUACUAGAACCUCUUCCAGCACCUAGCGUGACCAAUGAUAUCCUGGAGGAAGAGCUCACUGAGGAACCCUCCAUGCCAGAACCCCUUCCAGCACCUAGCACCACCACCAACAUCCUGGGCGAAGUGCUCAUUGAGGAACCCUCCGUGCCAGAACCCCUUCCAGCACCUCACAUCACCAACGACAUCCUGGAGGAAGAGCUCACUGAGGAAGCAUCUGUGCCAGAAACUCUUCCGGCACCUCGCAUCGCCAACGACAUCCUGGAGGAAGAGCUCAUUGAGGAACCCUCCAUGCCAGAACCUCUUCCAGCACCUGGCAGGACCAAUGAUAUCCUGGAGGAAGAGCUCACUGAGGAAUCCUCUGUGCCAGAAACUCUUCCAGCACCUCGCAUCACCAACGACAUCCUGGAGGAAAAGCUCAUUGAGGAACCCUCCUUGCCAGAACCUCUUCCAGCACUGCACAUCACCCAUGACAUACUGGGGGAAGAGCUCAAUGAGGAGCCAUCCAUGACAGAACCCCUUCCAGCACCUGGCAUGACCAAUGACAUACUGGGGGAAGCGCUCAUUGAGGAACCCUCCAUGCCAGAACCCCUUCCAGCAACUCAUAUCACCAAAAACAUUCUGGGUGAAGAGCUCACUGAGGAACCCUCCAUGACAGAACCCCUUCCAGCACCUCGCAUCACCAACAAGAUCCUGGGCGAAGCGUUCACUGAGGAACCCUCCAUGGCAGAACCACUUCCAGCACCACGAAUCACCAACUACAUCCUGAGGGAAGCGCUCACUGAGGAAACCUCCAUGCCAGAACCUCUUCCAGCACCUCACAUCACCAUCAACAUCCUGGGCGAAGUGCUCAUUGAGGAAUCCUCCGUGCAAGAACACAAUCCAGCACCUCUCAUCAGCAAUGACAUCCAAGCGGAAGAGCUCACUGAGGAACUCUCCGUGAAAGAACCUCUUCCAGCACCUCGCACCACCAAUGACAUCCUGGGGGAAGAGCUCACUGAGGAACUCUCCAAGCCAGAACCUCUUCCAGCACCUCACAUCACCAACGACAUCCUGGAGGAAGAUCUUAUUGAGGAACCCUCCAUGCCAGAACCCUUUCCAGUACCUCGCACUACAAACAACAUCCUGGGCGAAGUGCUCAUUGAGGAACCCUCCGUGCCAGAACCCCUUCCAGCACCUCACAUCACCAACGACAUACUGGAGGAAGAGCUCAUUGAGGAACCCUCCGUGCCAGAACCUCUUCCAGCAACUGGCAGGACCAAUGAUAUCCUGGAGGAAGAGCUCACUGAGGAACCCUCCGUGCCAGAACCUCUUCCAGCACCUCGCACCACCAAUGACAUCCUGGGGGAAGAGCUCACUGAGGAACUCUCCAAGCCAGAACCUCUUCCAGCACCUGGCAUGACCAAUGAUAUACUGGGGGAAGAGCUCACUGAGGAACCCUCCAUGCCAGAACCUCUUCCAGCACCUCUCAUCACCAACAACAUCCUGGGCGAAGUGCUCAUUGAGGAACCCUCUGUGCCAGAAACCCUUCCAGCACCUCACAUCACCAACGACAUCCUGGAGGAGGAGCUCAUUGAGGAACCCUCCAUGCCAGAACUUCUUCUAGCACCUCACAUCACCAAUGAUAUCCUGGAGGAAGAGCUCACUGAGGAACCCUCCGUGCCAGAACCUCUUCCAGCACCAGGCAUGACCAAUGACAUCCUGGAGGAAGAGCUCACUGAAGAACCCUCCAUGCCAGAACCUCUUCCAGCACUUCGCAUCACCAACAAUAUCCUGGAGGAAGUGCUCAUUGAGGAAACCGCAAUGCAAGAACCACUUCCAGCACCUCGCAUGACCAAUGACAUACUGGGGGAAGAGCUUACUGAGGAACACUCCAUGCCAGAACCUCUUCGAGCACCUCGUAUCACCAAUGAAAUUCUGGGGGAAGAUCGCACCAAUAUCUUUGGUGAUGUGAGGUGCUGGAAGAGGUUCUGGCACGGAGUGUUCCUCAGUGAGCUCGCCAUGCCAGAACCCCUUCCAGCACGUCACAUCACCAACAACAUCUUGGGGGAAGCACUCAUUGAGGAACCAUCGAUGCCAGAACCGCUUCAAGCAACUAACAUCACCAAUGACAUCCUGGGCAAAGUGCUCAUUGAGGAACCCUCCGUGCCAGAACCCCUUCCAGCACCUCACAUCACCAACAACAUCCUGGAGGAGGAGCUCAUUGAGGAACCCUCUGUGCCAGAACCUCUUCCAGCACCUCACAUUACCAAUGACAUCCUGGAGGAAGAGCUCACUGAGGAACCCUCCGUACUAGAACCUCUUCCAGCACCUAGCGUGACCAAUGAUAUCCUGGAGGAAGAGCUCACUGAGGAACCCUCCAUGCCAGAACCCCUUCCAGCACCUAGCACCACCACCAACAUCCUGGGCGAAGUGCUCAUUGAGGAACCCUCCGUGCCAGAACCCCUUCCAGCACCUCACAUCACCAACGACAUCCUGGAGGAAGAGCUCACUGAGGAAGCAUCUGUGCCAGAAACUCUUCCGGCACCUCGCAUCGCCAACGACAUCCUGGAGGAAGAGCUCAUUGAGGAACCCUCCAUGCCAGAACCUCUUCCAGCACCUGGCAGGACCAAUGAUAUCCUGGAGGAAGAGCUCACUGAGGAAUCCUCUGUGCCAGAAACUCUUCCAGCACCUCGCAUCACCAACGACAUCCUGGAGGAAAAGCUCAUUGAGGAACCCUCCUUGCCAGAACCUCUUCCAGCACUGCACAUCACCCAUGACAUACUGGGGGAAGAGCUCAAUGAGGAGCCAUCCAUGACAGAACCCCUUCCAGCACCUGGCAUGACCAAUGACAUACUGGGGGAAGCGCUCAUUGAGGAACCCUCCAUGCCAGAACCCCUUCCAGCAACUCAUAUCACCAAAAACAUUCUGGGUGAAGAGCUCACUGAGGAACCCUCCAUGACAGAACCCCUUCCAGCACCUCGCAUCACCAACAAGAUCCUGGGCGAAGCGUUCACUGAGGAACCCUCCAUGGCAGAACCACUUCCAGCACCACGAAUCACCAACUACAUCCUGAGGGAAGCGCUCACUGAGGAAACCUCCAUGCCAGAACCUCUUCCAGCACCUCACAUCACCAUCAACAUCCUGGGCGAAGUGCUCAUUGAGGAAUCCUCCGUGCAAGAACACAAUCCAGCACCUCUCAUCAGCAAUGACAUCCAAGCGGAAGAGCUCACUGAGGAACUCUCCGUGAAAGAACCUCUUCCAGCACCUCGCACCACCAAUGACAUCCUGGGGGAAGAGCUCACUGAGGAACUCUCCAAGCCAGAACCUCUUCCAGCACCUCACAUCACCAACGACAUCCUGGAGGAAGAUCUUAUUGAGGAACCCUCCAUGCCAGAACCCUUUCCAGUACCUCGCACUACAAACAACAUCCUGGGCGAAGUGCUCAUUGAGGAACCCUCCGUGCCAGAACCCCUUCCAGCACCUCACAUCACCAACGACAUACUGGAGGAAGAGCUCAUUGAGGAACCCUCCGUGCCAGAACCUCUUCCAGCAACUGGCAGGACCAAUGAUAUCCUGGAGGAAGAGCUCACUGAGGAACCCUCCGUGCCAGAACCUCUUCCAGCACCUCGCACCACCAAUGACAUCCUGGGGGAAGAGCUCACUGAGGAACUCUCCAAGCCAGAACCUCUUCCAGCACCUGGCAUGACCAAUGAUAUACUGGGGGAAGAGCUCACUGAGGAACCCUCCAUGCCAGAACCUCUUCCAGCACCUCUCAUCACCAACAACAUCCUGGGCGAAGUGCUCAUUGAGGAACCCUCUGUGCCAGAAACCCUUCCAGCACCUCACAUCACCAACGACAUCCUGGAGGAGGAGCUCAUUGAGGAACCCUCCAUGCCAGAACUUCUUCUAGCACCUCACAUCACCAAUGAUAUCCUGGAGGAAGAGCUCACUGAGGAACCCUCCGUGCCAGAACCUCUUCCAGCACCAGGCAUGACCAAUGACAUCCUGGAGGAAGAGCUCACUGAAGAACCCUCCAUGCCAGAACCUCUUCCAGCACUUCGCAUCACCAACAAUAUCCUGGAGGAAGUGCUCAUUGAGGAAACCGCAAUGCAAGAACCACUUCCAGCACCUCGCAUGACCAAUGACAUACUGGGGGAAGAGCUUACUGAGGAACACUCCAUGCCAGAACCUCUUCCAGCACCUCAAAUCACCAACAACAUCCUGGGGGAAGCACACACUGAGGAACCCUCCAAGCCAGAACCCCUUCCAGCACCUUGCACCAGCAACAACAUCUUGGACGAAGUGCUCAUUGAGGAACCCUCCAUGCCAGAACCCCUUCCAGCACCUCACAUCACCAACGACAUCCUGGAGGAAGAGCUCAUUGAGGAACCCUCCAUGCCAGAACCUCUUCCAGCACCUCACAUCACCAAUGACAUCCUGGAGGAAGAACUCACUGAGAAACCCUCUGUCCCAGAACCUCUUCCAGCACCUGGCAUGACCAAUGGCUUCCUGGAGGAACAGGUCACUGAGGAACCCUCCGUGCCAGAACCUCUUCCAGCACCUGGCAUGACCAAUGAAAUUCUGGAGGAGGAGCUCACUGCAGAACCUUCUGUGCCAGAAACUCUUCCAGCACCUCGCAUCACCAACUACAUCCUGGAGGAAGAGCUCAUUGAGGAAGCCUCCAUGCCAGAACCACUUCCAGCACCUUGCAAGACCAAUGACAUCCUGGGGGAAGAGCUCACUGAGGAACCCUCCAUGCCAGAACCUCUUCCAGCACCUCGUAUCACCAACUACAUCCUGGGGGAAGAGCUCACUGAGGAACCCUCCGUGACAGAACCCCUUCUAGCACCUGGCAUGACCAAUGACAUACUGGGGGAAGUGCUCAUUGAGAAACCCUCCAUGCCAGAACCCCUUCCAGCAACUCUUAUCACCAAUGACAUUCUGGCUGAAGAGCUCACUGAGGAACCCUCCAUUCCAGGACCCCUUCCAGCACCUCGCAUCACCAACAAGAUCCUGGGCGAAGCGCUCACUGAGGAAUUCUCCAAACCAGAACCUCUUCCAUCACCUCGUGUCACCAACAACAUCCUGGACGAACUGCUCAUUGAGGAACUCUCCAUGCAAGAACCUCUUCCAGCAACUCACAUCACCAAUGACAUCCUAGGGGAAGCACUCACUGUGGAACCCUCCAUGCCUGAACCCCUUCCAGCACCUCGCAUCACCAACAACAUCCUGGGCGAAGUGCUCAUUGAGGAACCCUCUGUGCCAGAAACUCUUCCAGCAGCUCACAUCACCAACGACAUCCUGGAGGAAGAUCUCAUUGAGGAACCCUCCAUACCAGAACCAAUUCCAGUAACUCACACUACAAACAACAUCCUGGGCGAAGUGCUCAUUGAGGAACCCUCCGUGCCAGAACCCCAUCCAGCACCUCACAUCACCAACAACAUACUGGAGGAAGAGCUGAUUGAGGAACCCUCCGUGCCAGAACCUCUUCCAGCACCUGGCAGGACCAAUGAUAUCCUGGAGGAAGAGCUCACUGAGGAAUCCUCUGUGCCAGAAACUCUUCCAGCACCUCGCAUCACCAACGACAUCCUGGAGGAAGAGCUCAUUGAGGAACCCUCCAUGCCAGAACCUCUUCCAGCACCUCACAUCACCAACAUCAUCCUGGGGGAAGAGCUCACUGAGGAACCCGCCAUGCUAGAACCUCUUCCAGCACCUCACAUCACCCAUGACAUCCUCGGGGAGAGCUCACUGAGGAACCCUCCAUGCCAGAACCCCUUCCAGCACCUCACAUCACCAACAGCAUCCUGGGUGAAGUGCUCAUUGAGGAAUCCUCCAUGCAAGAACACAAUCCAGCACCUCUCAUCACCAAUGACAUCCAAGCGGAAGAGCUCACUGAGGAACUCUCUGUGAAAGAACCUUUUCCAGCACCUGGCAUGACCAAUGACAUCCUGGAGGAAGAGCUCACUGAGGAACCCUCUGUGCCAGAAACUCUUCCAGCACCUCGCACCACCAAUGACAUCCUGGGGGAAGAGCUCACUGAGGAACUCUCCAAGCCAGAACCUCUUCCAGCACCUGGCAUGACCCAUGACAUCCUGGAGGAAGAGCUCACAGAGGAACCCUCUGUGCCAGAAACUCUUCCAGCACCUCACAUCACCAACGACAUCCUGGAGGAAGAUCUCAUUGAGGAACCCUCCGUGCCAGAACCCCUUCCAGCACCUCACAUCACCAACGACAUACUGGAGGAAGAGCUCAUUGAGGAACCCUACGUGCCAGAACCUCUUCCAGCACCUGGCAGGACCAAUGAUAUCCUGGAGGAAGAGCUCACUGAGGAAUCCUCUGUGCCAGAAACUCUUCCAGCACCUCGCAUCACCAACGACAUCCUGGAGGAAAAGCUCAUUGAGGAACCCUCCAUGCCAGAACCUCUUCCAGCACCUCGUAUCACCAACAUCAUCCUGGGGGAAGAGCUCACUGAGGAACCCGCCAUGCGAGAACCUCUUCCAGCACCUCCCACCACCCAUGACAUCCUGGGGGAGAGCUCACUGAGGAACCCUCCGUGACAGAACCCCUUCCAGCACCUGGCAUGACCAAUGACAUACUGGGGGAAGAGCUCACUGAGGAACCCUCCAUGCCAGAACCCCUUCCAGCAGCUCGCAUCACCAACUACAUCCUGAGGGAAGCGCUCACUGAGGAACCCUCUGUGCCAGAACCUCUUCCAGCACCUCUCAUCACCAACAACAUCCUGGGCAAAGUGCUCAUUGAGGAACACUCCGUGCCAGAACCCCUUCCAGCACCUCACAUCACCAACGACAUCCUGGAGGAGGAGCUCAUUGAGGAACCCUCCGUGCCAGAACCUCUUCCAGCACCUCACAUCACCAAUGACAUCCUGGAGGAAGAGCUCACUGAGGAACACUCCGUGCCAGAACCUCUUCCAGCACCUCUCAUCACCAACAAUAUCCUGGGCAAAGUGCUCAUUGAGGAACACUCCAUGCCAGAACCCCUUCCAGCACCUCACAUCACCAACGACAUCCUGGAGGAGGAGCUCAUUGAGGAACCCUCCGUGCCAGAACCUCUUCCAGCACCUCACAUCACCAAUGACAUCCUGGAGGAAGAGCUCACUGAGGAACCCUCUGUGCCAGAACCUCUUCCAGCACCAGGCAUGACCAAUGUCCUACUGGGGAAAUUGUUCAGUUAGGAUACCUCAGUUCCAGGUCCUUCCAUCCUCACAGACUCUCCCAAGGAAACAGCUUCUGUGUCAGAGCCCUUACUAGAGCCUUCCAUUGCUGAUAAUUAUCUUCAGCAAGAAGUUGAACUCAAAGGGUUACAGCAUGACUAUGUCCAGCAGCAUAAGUAUUGCGACACCUCGGAAACCUUUUGCAUAUACACCCAGCACAAAGAUCAACUGCAGUUUUGAUACCCAGCCCAGAACUGAGGGUUCGCCGCAUUUCCCAACAGUUCCCUCGUUCUCUCCGGGCCAUCAACCUGCAAAUUGGACACGUGCGGACAAGGCUCAUCUGCUGUGAAGUUUGGCUGCAGCGGUGGGAAAGGGAAGGUAUGUUCACAGCAUGCCCCUGAAAUUGCUGCUGGGCUAAGAAUGGCUCUUUUGUUUAUUUCAUGUUGAAAUGCUUGAUUUGAGUCUGCAUCUAAGGUUUCAGGGGGGUGGCCUGUGAGUGGGUUGUCAGUGCUUGCUGAAGUGUUCCUUCGUUUUCUGUCUUUCAUGUGUCCAAGCUCCAGUGCCUGUAAUCCAAGCAGCUUCUCAGAGUGAGCAGUGAGGGCAAGUGAUGGUGGGUGUGGUAGGAUGUCAGCCUUUGCAGCUGACCUCCUGCUUCUUCUCUCUUGCAGAUGUUCCUGCAGGCCUUGCUGCACUUCUCCAGCCCUCUGGGUCUGAUUCAUCAUUGUCUUCUGCCUCCCUUGAGGUUGCCUCCAUCCCACCCUCCACCUCCACCUCUUCCCUCCUCCUGCAUCCCUCUCCACCUCCUCCUCCUUCCCCACCUCCUCUGGAGCUGGACCUCAGCAAUGUGAAAGAAACUCUGCAGAGUUUGGUAGAGAUGCAGGUCCAUCAGCUGCGUGACCGCCAAAGAAACCUCCGCAGCUGCCAGGAAUGCUUACAAAGCUUCAAGGCACUGAGGGGACAAUUGAGGCGGCUAAGGAGCAGACUGUCCAGGGUGGAAGCCACUAUGGGGAUCGUGGUUCCUCCAAGGGAGCUGGACGUUGCUGAGGAAGAAGGGGAAGGCAAAUUAAAAGAGACAAUUGUGCUACUAUUUACAUAAGUAGCAAUAAAAUGCUGUGUAUAUAUUUUUUAAAAAUUAAAUAUUUGUUUUAAUAGGAUGUAGAGAUAGAACAGCAAUAAAACUAGCAUAUUUAUUGUUUAAAAAAAUAAAAUGUUUUAUUUUAAAGAAAAUA
Hemicordylus capensis (graceful crag lizard) is the source of this 10108-nucleotide messenger RNA. Its product is annotated as titin-like. Bases 728 to 7618 code for a protein of 2296 amino acids. The record is from RefSeq and is a predicted model, not a curated record. The transcript is spliced from 5 exons. NCBI's taxonomy places the organism in Eukaryota, Metazoa, Chordata, Lepidosauria, Squamata, Cordylidae.